Molecule: messenger RNA, 3435 nt
Organism: Moneuplotes crassus
Lineage: Eukaryota; Ciliophora; Spirotrichea; Euplotida; Euplotidae
Source: the annotation of a GenBank genome assembly
CUUUGUUAUAAUAUUUGUUCAAAUGGAAGAAAGCAGUUCAGACUCCAGAAAUGUAAUUAAGAACAACCAGGUCCUUCCAGAGGAGAGCGUAAAAGAAUGCUAUAUUGAAGACUAUGAUACAGAAUUGAAGUACCUCCCUUUGACAAUGGUCAAUAAUACUCCAAAUGUUCCAACAGCCACUAACUUUGAGCUCAGACUGCACAGAGGAGGUGCGUGUGUAGAAGAUGAAUCAGAACUUUCUGAGGAUAAUCUCCCUGAAAAAUCCCUCAUUCAAUUCGCUAAGGAUAGUGAAGUUAAGCUAGCCAUUUGUAUCACUCAAUACAAUGAGCCGAUCUUCCAGCUAGCUGAAUCCCUUGCUGGAAUUUAUCGUUCAUACUAUGAAUUAGUGAACAUCGAUGAAUCUUACAAGGACAGAGUGCAUAUCUGCAUCAUCUCAGAUGGAAUCGAGAAACUUGACCCUCAGUCAUACCUCUCGAAGCUCGAAGAUGUUGGAAUUUUUAAUACAAAGGAAAUAAAAGAUUUCAAAGAUUUUGGGUUGAAAGACGGAAAUAUAGAAAUUGAAAGGAAAUACCUCCCUCUGUCUUUCAUCAACAAGAAUAAUAUGAAUGAUAAGGAAAGAAAGUAUGGAUCCUAUAAUGUAGCCCAUACCUUCUCGAAGUACAUGGACUUUAAUGAGUGGAUGUCCGGGCUUGAUGACACCAAGCAGGAUGGACUCAAGAUCGACAAUUAUGACAUCAAUGAUUUCCUACUUGGAAAUGAUACUACUGGAAAAGUCAAGCAUAAGAAAUUCAAGCACUUGAAAAUGCCCAUUCAUUUCAUGAUCAAGCAUAGAAAUCAAGGGAAAAUUGAAAGUCACAAGUGGUUCUUUAAGGGAUUCUGUGCUUACACUAAUCCUACUUUUGCUCAGAUUAUUGACUGUGGAUCCAUCCCACUUUGGAAUUCAAUCUCCCACAUCAUCAUGCACAUGGAAUGCUUCGAGACUGUUGGUGGAGCAUGAGGCGAAAUCGAAUGAAUGGUUCCAGAAAAAUAAGGAAGAUUAUUCAGGUGUUAGUUUCAUAGAAGGAGCUAUUAUUAGGGCUCAGUAUGUAGAGUACAAAGUCUCUCAUUAUCUUGACAAAGCCACAGAAUCACUAUUCGGUUUUGUAUCUGUCCUCCCAGGAGCAUUUUCAACUUUCCGUUGGGAUUGAAUUCGUGGAAUUCCACUUGAUACAUUCUUACUUGGGGCAAAAGAUGAAUUCUCAACAUCUAGGAAAAUUGUUCCUUGAUACAAGGCGAACAAAUAUCUAGCUGAAGAUCGUAUUAUGUGUCUCGAAAUCAUUGCAAAGGCACAUGAAAACUUUAUCAUCCACUAUAUCCCAGGAGCUAAAUGCUUGACAGAUCCUCCAAUGAGCUUAACAGGGUUGCUGAAGCAAAGAAGAAGAUGGUUUAACGGUUCAAUGUUUGCUACUUUCCAUGUCCUAUUCAGUAUGGGAAGAAUCUGAAAGAGGAAGACUUUCUUCCCUCGCUUCUUUGGGUUCGCAACACUAUACAUUUACAUGAUGGCCAAUACAUUCCUGUCGUUCAUCUUGGUCGGACUCUUCUACGGGGCAUUUAGUAUUUUCAUUCGUAAAGCUUUUGAUAAUGAUGAGUGAUACAAUCUGACUAAGCCUGCAAAUAUCAUUGAAAAUAUCUAUCUCAUCUUCUUAGCUACUGUCCUCAUGCUUUCCAUCACAGUUGAUGUAAAAUGGGCUGAGACUGGUUACAGAAUGUGAUCGUUCGGAAUGGGCUGCUUCGCCAUAGUGAUGCUGGUAGCGACAAUUAUUUAUGCAACUCAAGAAGAUUUCCUAGAAAACUACGCAAUUAUCUUUGUGUGUAUAUGGUUCUUAUCCUAUGUUUUGCCCUUGGCCCUGAAUGUGACAAAGCUUAGAACUCUUGAUUUUAUUAAAGGAAUUAUUUAUAGUCUCUUCAUGAGCCCAACAUAUGUAAAUAUCUUCACUAUCUUUGCCAUCUCUAAUAUCCACGAUGUUUCUUGGGGAUCAAGACCAGCAGUCUACGACCCCUUAAGCGAGGCUGCAGAGAAGAGAAAAGUAGAAAGCUACAAAAAUUUCAGAUCAAAUUUCCUUGUAUGAUGGAUACUUUGUAAUCUCAUCACAGGAUCUGCAAUAAUCACACUGUCUAGGAACGGCAACGAUGAUGUAAUCUUCUACAUCGGAGCAGUCCUGGGACUCGUUUUGGCUGUCAAGAUAUUCCUUUCUUUCCUACACUUCUGUGUUUCUUUAUUCCAUUCUUGGAUGACAAACAGGCAUAUCAAGAAGAAGAAAAGUUCUGUCUUUAAGGAAGUUCAGGACAGCAAGAUCGAAGAAGAGGAGACUAAGUUUAUUGAGUACGUUAAAAUGACUCCUGCCGAGAAAGAGCUGCAUAAGAAAAAAGAGAAUGAGCUAGCGAAUAAUCUAAAGAAGAACAUACUUGGCCUAGCUAUUAAAAAGAUUAAGUCACAACAUCCAAAGAAGAAGAGAGUCGCUGAUUUGGCCGAAAUUGAGGUAGAAGGAGUCAAUGUCAAGGAUCUGUACAUGAAAAUGAGCACGAUGAAACGAUCUGGCAAAGCUGCUGCGGAGUUGUAUGAGAGUGCCUCAGAAGCAGCAACACCAAAAAGGAGGAAUGGAAUAGAAGAAACUUCAUUUGAUAGCCAUGAUUUCCCUUCAUCUGAUGAAGAUGAAUUUAAUGAUCUAAAUGUUAGAGAAGAUAGCAAGCUGCUUGAUAUCACACCUGAUCCUAGUCCAACAAAAGUUAAGUUUGGAAAAUCACAGGACGGAAAUUCUAAGAAGCAUAAGAAUCCAAUGAAGCCUAAGAGCAUACUCAAGAAGUCUGAUAACAAACCAGAAAUCGAUCCAAAAUCAUCCCUUAAAAAGAAGGUCAAAUCAAAAGAAGAAAAUAAAAUAUUUGAAGCCAGUUUUGAGUCAGAAUCUGACUCUACCCAAUCAGAGCAUAAUGCCAAGCCUAAGAUGAGCAGAAAGGCGACUGGGAGAGAGAUUAAUAUGAACGAUAAGAAAAUAAACUUUACUCCUCAAGAAGAGUCUUAUAGUACUAUAAAUGACCAUGUAAGUACCAAAGGACACUCUUCAAGUCCUUAUGAGUACUACUAACCUGUGCCAUAGCAAAGUGAAGAUAUGCAGCCAAGCAUGACAAUUGAUCAGCCGAAGUAUAAGAAGAAAGCUAAGCAAGCUCCCUCGACACCGUCUGGGUCCGAAUCAGAGUCUAUUGACAGAGGGAACCAGAGAGCUGAAGGUUUUGGCAAUGCAUUCAGAAAACCAAUGAAAUUCGUACCAUGUAAGCUUAAACCUUUUAAAUUAUCUAGCAAGUCAUGAAUCUGAGAGCUGUAAGUCAAAAUUUAUCAUUUUUAGUGGAAAGCGAUGAACUUGAUGAUGAUUAAUUCCUCAAUUUUUGGGAAAUUUUAUG